Lentinula edodes (shiitake mushroom) is the source of this 1974-nucleotide messenger RNA. RefSeq lists its product as uncharacterized. The record is from RefSeq and is a predicted model, not a curated record. Bases 1 to 1974 code for a protein of 657 amino acids. Lineage: Eukaryota; Fungi; Basidiomycota; Agaricomycetes; Agaricales; Omphalotaceae. The transcript has 5 exons.
AUGUCACUCCGAAAUGAGCAACAAACGAUAUCAUUACUUGUAUCGGAAAAAGCUGCCUUGACUUCUGGCCUUGAACGCUUGUCAGGCGCAGAGUCUUAUGCACAGGAGGCUGGACGCCUGCUCUCUGAAGAGCAACAGAAGACAAUUCGUCUUGAAGAACAUUUACAGCAACUUCGAUCAGAGGUUCAAGAAUCUACAGCUAGGAUACAAAGUCUGGAGGCCACGGAUAAGGAACUGACCGACAAAACAAAGGACCAGGCGGGUUACAUCUCCUCAAAUGGCUCUUUGUCAUCGGCUCGCAAGGAGGCAGAGAUACAUCGUCGCCGAGUUCGGGAGUUGGAGGAACAGAUUCAAAGCGAUGACCGUGCUGAUCGUUUGGAGGCAUCGCUCAAGAAUACUCAAGAUCGUGCCGACGAACUUGAGUUCCAACUUUCGAAGUUGAAACAAACGCAUGCCACUGUUAUAUCCGAGCGAGACAAGCUUGACGCACGCCUACGGAUAUCCAGCGAAUCCGAAACUGCGUGGGAAGUCAAACAUUCCACCCUCCAUGCACUGUAUCAGAGUGUUGAGACACAGCUCGCGCAAGCCGUCAUUGAGAAGGAGGCAGUGAUAAACGAAAAAUCUUCCUUGCAGGUGGAGAUAGAAAGUACACAGAAGACGUUGGCUCUUCUACAGGAAAAACUAACAAAAGCGGCCACUGAUCUAGCAAUGAGUACGACGCAUUUGCAGAACGUGCAGAACGAAGCGAAAAUGGCAAACAGGCGAGCGGAGGACGCAGAAAGGACUCAGAAGGAGCUUCAAGAAGAGGGAAUCAGUCUUAUGCACUCUUUAGAUGAGAUGCGGCCCAAGAUUGUCGAACUUACCGGUAUCAAGCUGGAGCUAACUGAAAAGACAGAUGAACUAGGGCGCGUAAUACAAAACCGAGAAUCGAUGAUUGGGCAACUGGAGUCGUCUUUGGAAGAAGCCCGGGCUGACUUAGAAGCAUCAGAAAAGAAACUACGGGACCUCCUUUCAGAGAGGGAGACGGAACGACAUUCCGCUCAACUGGGUGACUCAGAAUUGCAGAAGGGUUACAGCCAAUUGCAAGCGGAACUCGACUCGACCCUUGCAAGGGUCAGGUCACUUGAGGCCGACCGUACAAUACGACAGAACGAAACCCUGCGAAAUAUUGAGGAAGUUGCAAGGCUUCAAGAACUAGCAUCGGCUCAGUCCGAAGAAAUCAUAUCACUCCAGCAUGAAAUAUAUCGAAGACAAAAUGAGCAGUCGGAGGAAAAAUCUUUCCUCGAAGUUGCGCAGAACGAGGUCGAGUCUCUGCGCCAAGAGAUUGCCAUAAAAGACGAAGAAUUAGAGCGUCUUCGCCUUCGAACUUCAAACCUCAGUACUUUCCCCGACAAACCUCAUUCACUUAAAGAUGAGCUCAACGAUGAAGUCCUCGGCUCUCUUAAACUCGACUUGUCAUCGUCGCAGUCCCAUGUGCGCUCUCUGGAGGAGUCGUUGUUUGAUGCAGAAGCCCGAUCUCAUGCUUUAAUGAAACAAGUUGCUGCACUAGAGGAUCAGCUUACGACACGUCCCCAGAUUCCUCCAAUACGACCGUUUUCGCCUUCUGGUGGAGCCCUCGUUUCGAGACCGUCGAGUCGAGGGAGCCGUACUCGUAGUAUAUCAGGCUCCCAUUCUCUCAAACCUUCCGCGCUGGCCCGCUCUGCAAUUGAGCAUAAUCUCUCCCCAGAAACGAGACACAAACGGAGAACUAGCUUGACUAUGCUCAAAGCGAGAAUAGAUAGCGAGUUAGUAGCUGCUUCUGCUCAUUCACAAACAAAUUCCAGAGCUUUGUCCCCGGUGCAGUCUGAAUCCUCUCUGGGUGGGACUUCAAAUGCUGGCUCGAAUUACUCGCGUCAUAAACUUCGACCCCAAUUUAUGGACGAUUCGCAUGUGUUCUGGUGUAGCUCCUGUCGGGGGGAUCUGGUCAUUCUCUGA